CCCCUGAUUGCUAACGGUGGGCUCGUGUCUCCCACGUCCGUCCUGUGCUGUGUUUCACGUCGGUUUCGUCUUCAUAUACUCGGCUUUGAUACUUUCCCGGUCGGCAACAUCUGGCAGCAAGUGAGGUGUUUGCUCGUGUUGCAACACCACGUAUGUAGCAGCGGGCCUGGGCGAACGAUCACUGUGCCCCCUCCUCCCCCCGGUAAGGACGCAAAAGCUUGACGUGAGCGUGCAACGAUGCCACUGUUUGGUAAAUCGCAGAAAAGUCCACAGGAGCUGGUGAAGUCGCUGAAGGAGGCGGUCAAUGCGCUGGAGCGCGGCGAUAAGAAAGCGGAAAAGGCACAGGAAGAUGUGAGCAAGAACCUGGUGUCGAUCAAGAACAUGCUGUGCGGUACGGCCGAUGCCGAGCCGCAGACCGAGAUCGUCAUCUCGCAGCUGGCCCACGAGCUGUACAGCACCGAUCUGCUGCUGCUGCUGAUACAGAACCUGAACCGCAUUGACUUCGAGGGCAAGAAGGACGUGGCACACAUCUUCAACAAUGUGAUCAGACGCCAGAUCGGCACCCGACUGCCGACGGUCGAGUACAUCUGCACCAAGCCGGAGAUUCUGUUCACGCUGAUGGCCGGGUACGAGCAUCAGGAGAUCGCGCUCAACUGUGGCAUCAUGUUGCGCGAGUGCGCCCGGCACGAGGCGCUCGCAAAGAUCAUGCUCCACUCGGAGGAGUUUUUCAACUUCUUCCGCUACGUCGAGGUGUCCACGUUCGACAUUGCGUCCGAUGCGUUCUCCACGUUCAAGGAGCUGCUCACCCGCCACAAGCUGCUGAGCGCGGAGUUUCUCGAGCAGAACUACGACAAGGUGUUUAGCCGGUACGAGGCGCUGCUCAACUCGGAGAACUACGUGACGCGGCGCCAGAGCCUGAAGCUGCUCGGCGAGCUGCUGCUCGACCGGCACAACUUCACCGUGAUGACAAAGUACAUCUCCAACCCGGACAACCUGAAGCUGAUGAUGAACAUGCUGAAGGAAACGUCGCGCAACAUACAGUUCGAGGCGUUCCACGUGUUCAAGGUGUUCGUGGCGAACCCGAACAAACCGAAACCGAUCAUGGACAUACUGCUGCGGAAUCAGGAAAAGCUGGUCGACUUUCUUACCCGCUUCCAUACCGAUCGCUCCGAGGACGAACAAUUCAACGACGAGAAGGCUUACCUGAUCAUGCAGAUCAAGGAGCUAAAGCCCCAGACCCAAGAGGCCCAGCAGUGAUUGUGUGGUGGUGGAGAUGGUGGUGUUGACGUUGAAUGCAUGCAGCAUGUUUCAUCAACAAAGCUGAAACACUAUAAGCGGGAGCAGUUCUGUAGUUUUUGUGUGUGUGUUUUUUUUCUUUCGUUUUUUGGGUUCUUUUUUACGAAAAGCUUUGCGAACACUACUACGCCUUUGCUUAAAUAGAAAUAAAUGUUCUACAGUAGAAUAAAGAAAUUGAACGCUGGUUA
Molecule: messenger RNA, 1484 nt
Organism: Anopheles coluzzii
Lineage: Eukaryota; Metazoa; Arthropoda; Insecta; Diptera; Culicidae
Product: protein Mo25-like
Exons: 2
Coding region: 238-1257 (339 amino acids)
Biological process (GO): intracellular signal transduction
Molecular function (GO): protein serine/threonine kinase activator activity
Source: RefSeq, a predicted model, not a curated record